Molecule: messenger RNA, 1270 nt
Organism: Sorghum bicolor (sorghum)
Lineage: Eukaryota; Viridiplantae; Streptophyta; Magnoliopsida; Poales; Poaceae
Product: cyclin-dependent kinase inhibitor 5
Exons: 3
Coding region: 317-958 (213 amino acids)
Biological process (GO): negative regulation of cyclin-dependent protein serine/threonine kinase activity
Cellular component (GO): nucleus
Molecular function (GO): cyclin-dependent protein serine/threonine kinase inhibitor activity
Source: RefSeq, a predicted model, not a curated record
ACCCGCCCUCCCGCGCCUUUUUCCCGCUAGCCAACGCACGGCACCGCACCACAAGGCAAGGCGCGCCUCUGCCUCUGCCCGCUCUCGGCUCUCGCUCUGCUCCUCCUCCCCCUUCUUCUCUCUCUCUCUUUCAGCCUGCAGCGCUAGCGAGCCCUCGUCUUCCCCUCCCCAUUAUUCCCGGGAUUCCCCUGUUGCUGCGUGCGACUGCGCCCCACCUACCUACCGCCUCCGCCUCCGCCUCCGCCUCCGCUCCCCUCUCCUCUCCAGCGAGCCGCGACCAAGCGGCAGGGACGGGACGGGACCAGCCGACCAGGCCAUGGGGAAGUACAUGCGCAAGGGCAAGGUGUCCGGGGAGGUCGCCGUCAUGGAGGUCCCCGGCGGCGCGCUGCUCGGCGUCCGCACCCGCUCCCGCACGCUCGCGCUGCAGCGCGCGCAGAGGCCGCUCGACAAGGGCGACGCCGAGGACGCCGCUGCGGAGUACCUCGAGCUCAGGAGCCGGAGGCUCGAGAAGCCGCACAAGGACCCGUUACCGCCGCCGUCUGCGCCUGCGACCAAGAGGGGCGCCGGGAGGAAGGUCGCCACCGCCGCCGCCGCCGCCGCGGCGCCGCACGGGCUGGCGGAGGACGACGUCGAGGUCUCCUUCGGCGAGAACGUGCUCGACUUCGACGCCAUGGAAAGGAGUACCAGAGAGACAACACCGUGCAGUUUGAUUAGGAACCCAGAGAUGAUAAGCACCCCAGGAUCCACAACUAAAAGUAAAACCAGCAACUCGAUGACUUCCCGUCGCAGAAUGGAAACCUCAAUCUGCCGUUUCAUACCAAGUUCGCAUGAGAUGGAAGAGUUCUUCUCAGCAGCUGAAAAACAGGAGCAGCAAAGCUUCAGGGAGAAGUAUAACUUCUGUCCUGUGAACGACUGUCCUCUUCCGGGUCGGUAUGAAUGGGCGAGGCUAGACUGCUAGAUUCCCAGCACAAGUGCACCAUUGAUCUGAUAUGUCUACCACAAUGACUAGUGCCUUGGCGGAGGCGCAAUCAACCCAAUCGCAUUAGCUUUCUUGUCUGUUGUAAAAAUUAGAGUAGUUAGCUUGUAGCUGGAUGAUCUUUGUGUAACGAACAGGCGUGAUUCUUAGUUACACCCUGAUCCCCAACCUCACUUUAACCGUUAACUGCUCAAGCUGUAACCGAACCAUCUCAUGUAGUGUAGGCCUAGCGCAUUCAUCUGUUCCUAGUUCUCGCAUUAAUUGAAUGAAAUUAGAGUUAGAUUUGCAUGGCAA